Molecule: messenger RNA, 2406 nt
Organism: Lycium barbarum (goji berry)
Lineage: Eukaryota; Viridiplantae; Streptophyta; Magnoliopsida; Solanales; Solanaceae
Product: CASP-like protein PIMP1
Exons: 3
Coding region: 208-837 (209 amino acids)
Source: RefSeq, a predicted model, not a curated record
AGGACAUACCUUGAAAACAACUAUGUAAACGAACACAAACCUCCAAGGAAUUGGGUUACAACUUAUAAAACCAAGAAAUCAUAGGCGUAAUAAACAAGCAAAAAAGAGUCAUAGUAGUAACUUUGUAAGCAAUAUAAAAGGGGACUUAAUGACUCUGUGAAUUUUCAAGUUCUAUUACAAGUAAUAACUAAAGUACAAGAUAACCAUAUGGAUCAAAAUCAAACACCAUCAACAACAACCAUGGACCAAACAUCAACAACAACAAUGAACCAAAACCAAACAUCAUCAACUUCAGCAGUGUCACCUAUGAUGGUUGGCUUGAAACCACUGAUGAAACCUUUAGCGAUUAGAGCCAUUACAUUCAUUUUCUUGUUUGUGUCAUUGAUUGUCAUUGCCACUGACAGCUUUGAAACAUCGGAAACAUUGGAAACAUUGGAUGAGUAUGAUUUUACACUCAAUGUUAAAGCCAACGUUAAGUCCAGUGACUUCUCUGCUUACCGUUAUAUGAUAUCUGCAGAUGCGAUUGGAAUGGCCUACACAUUGCUAAUAGUUUGGUUAACAAUUUCCCAUGUGAAAUCUGGAAGUCCCAUUGACAGUGGCCUUGCUUAUUUUGAAUUCUACAGUGAUAAGGUUAUAUUAUUCCUACUAUCGACUGGUGCUGCUGCUGGAUUAGGACUUACUGUGGAAUUUAACAGAGUUACGCAUAAAGAAAUUAUCUCUGACAAACAAAAAUUUAUCAACAUGGCAAAUGCUUCUGCUAGCUUGCUUCUUCUUGGAUCUAUUUCCUCUUUUAUAUCCUCUGUCGUUUCCUCUCUUAAUCUUCCAAAGAGAUGUUAAUAUGACAAUGUUGCUUGGAUUCUCUAAAAUGUAUUGCACUCGUCUCGGAUUUUUUAAAGUUGCAUAGCUUUUGAAGGAUUCACUCCACACCGAUGAUAUAUUUGAAGAGUUCGAGCAACACAAAAGAUUAGGAACACACAAACAUCAAACAUUUGGACCAUGCUAGCUAAUGCAAUUCACAAUAUGUUUUCUUUUUUUCCAAAUUUUGAUUAUUGUUUUCUUGUUGAAAAGCAAUUGAUGAUAAGAUAUGAAUAAAUUGCAUGUCUGAGAAUGGCGUGUCAUGUUUAUGAAUUACCGAUAGCGUGGAUUUUUUUUAUACUAUCAUUGUAAUUUUACCUGUUAUAACAAGUUAUUUACUUUAUUUUGUAGCUGCUUUUUUUUUUUUUAAUUCAUUUUUUUGACUAAUUGAGCGAUCGAAGAUGUUAAGUAAAGUGUUUGAUGUGUUUUAAUUUUUGUAUUGUCAAUUUAUAGUUGAUUUUGUUGUUUUUUUAGUUCAAUUUUUGACUUAUUAAGCGAUGGAAGAUGUUUAUGAUUUUGAUUUUUGACAUGUUUUUAGUUUUCCGAUUGUUAAAUUUCUAGCUGAUUUUGUUAUUUUUUUAGUUCAAUUUUUGACUAAUUAAGCGAUCGAAGAUGUUUUCGACAUCAUUGAAGAAAAGUGCUUAAUAUGUUCAUUAAAAAGCUGAUAUUUUAUAAUUUUAUGCUUUUGAUAUGUUUUUAAUUAUCCGAUUGUUAAUUUUGUAGCUUAUUUUGUUGUUUUUUAGCUCAAUUUUUGACUGAUUAGGACGAUCUAAGAUGUUAAUAAGUUAGACUAGGGAAAAAUAUGUAGGACAGUUUUUAUUUUGAUUCAGGUGAUUUUUGAUUUAUCUUGUUUGUUUGUUGUCAAUUUGUAGCUUAAUUUGUAUGUGUGUGAUUCCAAUUAAGACGAUCCGAGUGUUUGAUAUUCUGUAAUGUUCCUAUUGUUAAUUUGUAGCUGAUUUUGUCGCUCUUUUUAGUUCAAAUUUUGACUAAGUUAAGCGAUGGAAGAUGUUUUCGAGGUCACCGAAGAAAAGCAACAAUCUCUGUAUUUUUGAACUGUUGAUUUAUAAUUUUAUGGAUUUGAUACGUUUUAAAUUUUCCUGUUAAUUUUGUAGCUGAUUUUGUUGUUCUUUCUAGUUCAAUUUUGACUUAGUUAAGUGAUCGAAGAUGUUUUUGAGGGCACUGAAUAAGACUGCUUGAUAUGUUGUAAUAUUGUAGCUGAUUUUGUCGUUUUUUAGUUCAAUUUUUGACUAAAUUGAGGGAUUGAUGUUUUUGAUGGCAUUGAAGGAGAGUGCUUGAUAUGUUUUAAAUUUCCUGUUGUUAAUUUAUACUAGCUAAUUUUGUUGUUCUUUUAAUUUAAUUUUUUACUAAUUAAGCGAUCGAAGAUGUUUUUGAGCGCACCGAGGAAGAGUGCUUGAUAUGUUGUAACUUUUCUGUAGCUAAUUUUUAGCUGACAAGUUUUCUAGGUUCAAUUUUUGACUAAUUAAGCGAUCAAAGAUGCUUGGGAGGGCACUGAAGAAGAGUGCUAGAUAUGUUGCAAUUUUGCUAUUGUUA